Messenger RNA from Engraulis encrasicolus (European anchovy), 1475 nucleotides. RefSeq lists its product as uncharacterized. The record is from RefSeq and is a predicted model, not a curated record. The coding region runs from base 44 to 1378 and encodes 444 amino acids. The transcript has 4 exons. Lineage: Eukaryota; Metazoa; Chordata; Actinopteri; Clupeiformes; Engraulidae.
ACAAGUUCUAAAGGGAUUCAUCUGGAUUUGUGUGGGGGUGGUCAUGGGGUGGACUGACGUGAGGAUUUCGUUGAUUUGGCAACUGCUUCUAAUUGAGACAUGGGCUGCACUUCAUCAUGGAGUCCUUGCAAGCCCAUACCUUCAAAAAUAUGGCAUUCAGGAUGGAGGUAUAUCAUUUAGUGGUGAUUCUGGACUACACACACUGUCAAGAUAUCCCAAACAUGGCCAGCAAUUCAAAAGCCAACUUGCUCCGACCAGCCAUCAAUAUACGUCCAGCAAAGGUUUCGACAGUGAACAGUUGAAGAGGUCUUCAGGUAACUACGGGACAGCCCUGUAUAGGUUUCCAACAUCUCAACAUCCUUCCGGAUACCUUAAACCUUCAAAAACUUCACCGAAGGAGAGCAAUCCCCAGGGUUCCAGUAAAGGUCUGAAAAACUUCUUUGCUCCUGAACGUGGACUGUUAAGAAGUGAACCUGGUGGCUUUACCCAAAAUGCACCAGCCAGUCUGUACACCGGCCACCCAGCAGAGAAUGAGGUGAACAUUCCCACUGUGUAUACUGUUCCUUACUAUACCAUAAAUGGCAAGCGUCCUGGUAGGUUCGGUAGUAGCCCUGUGGAUCAGCAACCAGCACAGCGCAUUACUGCCUACAUUUCACCUAAUGCUAUUACUGAAAUGACUCCACAUGCUGGAUACUUCAAGCACAGAUUUUCAAAUGCUAUUCAACAGCCUGAUGUCCCUUCACAAGGACUUGUGUACAGCGAUGGUCUCCCUGGUGAGAAUGCCAUCUCUUUGUCUUCAGAUGGGCAGGGACCACAAUUUGAGUCUGGCUUAAGUCAGAUGGCAUCCAGUCAGCCUAGUGGUAGUGGAUAUGAACAUUCUUACACUCCGCAUUCCAUGGCGGAACAAGUAGCAAACGCAAACAUGCAGACUUUUAUGGAAACCCCAAACACAAGACCUACUCCAAGCUUCAGUGCACCCAGGCUAAUUAGUGUUGAAAACGAGGCAACUGGUGAAGGCCAAGCCACCAAGGAGCUUCAGCCACAGCCACCUGGGCCAUCACAGCCUUCACAGACUGUGGAAUCCAUUGUUUCCAGCCCUUCCAUUGCAAACAAUGGUGAUUCAAGCGGAAUUGGCACAGGAGAGAAGAACACCCAGCCCCAAUCUCCGUCUUCUAGGAGAAGAUUCCACGCCACAGCUGAUGGAAAAGAGUUGAAGUUCAAGACAAAAAAGCGUUACCUUGUCAGAGCGUUUAAUCAGUACGAGCACGGCAGGAUCUACCAAUCCCAUGGCAGCAAUGACCCAAAAGAAUUCCCCAUUCCUGGUGACUCACUGAAGAUUGAAAUCCAUGAUUCUGAAGACCCUGGAAACAAGCAAUGAUUACGAAAGUAAACCGUGACCACCAAGGAUACUGUAAUGGCUUUUUUUUUACUGAAGAAUGCUUGAUUCUAAUGAAAUAAAUCCUGCUUUAACUCUC